CCCUCCCGCGCGGCGCCAACAUGGCGGCUGUUGGCAGCGGCCGGUGAGGCGGUACCGGGCGGGGGCUGUGGGGUGUCAUGGGCGGCGGCGGCGGCACCGCCCCCAGGUCUCCCUGAGCGGGACGGCGGGCGGGGGGCCCUCUGCGCCGCCGAGCCGGGCGAUGGACGAGAGCGGCGAGCUGGGCGGUCUGGAGACCAUGGAGACGCUCACGGAGCUGGGCGACGAGCUGACCCUGGGGGACAUCGACGAGAUGCUGCAGUUCGUCAGCAAUCAAGUGGGAGAGUUCUCGGACUUGUUUUCAGAUCCGCUGUGCAGCUCCUUCCCGGGCGCCGGGACUGCUGGGAGCGGCGGUGGCGGUGGUGGUGGUGGCGGCGGCAGCGGCAACAGCAGUGGGAGCCGGAGCGGAGCCACAGCCGAGCAGUCCAUGCCCCGCCCCUUUAACCAGGUCCCCUUAACCUCCUUCUCCCCCUCCACAGCGCCCCCCCAGGCUCCAGCCCUGCAGGUCAAAGUGUCCCCUCCCACCGUCCCCACCCCGCCCAGGGCCACUCCCGUGCUCCAGCCGCGCCCCCAGCCCCAGCCCCAGCCCCCCACCCAGCUGCAGCAGCAGACCGUGAUGAUCACCCCAACCUUCAGCACCGCACCCCAGACGAGGAUCAUCCAGCAGCCUCUGAUAUACCAGAACGCGGCGACCAGCUUCCAAGUCCUUCAGCCGCAGGUUCAGAGCCUGGUGACCCCCUCGCAGGUGCAGCCCGUCACCAUCCAGCAGACGGUGCAGGCGCAGCGGGUGCUGACGCAGACGGCCAGUGGCACGCUGCAGACCCUCGCCCCAGCGGCCGUGCAGGCGGUGGCCGCGCCCCAAGUGCAGCAGGUACCGGUCCUGGUACAGCCUCAGAUCAUCAAGACAGACUCCCUGGUUUUGACCACACUGAAGACAGAUGGCAGCCCGGUCAUGGCCGCCGUCCAGAACCCGGCCCUCACCGCCCUGGCCGCCCCCAUCCAGACGACCGCCCUGCAAGUCCCGACCCUGGUUGGCAGCAACGGGACCAUUCUUACCACAAUGCCGGUGAUGAUGGGGCAAGAGAAGGUGCCCAUUAAGCAGGUCCCCGGCGGAGUCAAGCAGCUAGAGCCCCCCAAAGAGGGGGAAAGGCGGACAACACAUAACAUCAUCGAGAAGCGGUAUCGCUCCUCCAUCAAUGACAAAAUCAUCGAGUUAAAGGACCUGGUCAUGGGGACAGACGCCAAAAUGCACAAGUCAGGUGUCCUGCGCAAGGCCAUCGACUACAUCAAGUACCUGCAGCAGGUCAACCACAAACUGCGCCAGGAGAACAUGGUCCUGAAGCUGGCCAACCAGAAGAACAAGCUCCUCAAGGGCAUUGACCUCGGCAGCCUGGUGGACAGUGAAGUGGACCUGAAGAUUGAUGACUUUAACCAGAACGUCCUCCUCAUGUCCCCACCGGCAUCUGAUUCAGGCUCCCAGGCUGGCUUCUCGCCCUACUCCAUCGACUCUGAGCCUGGCAGCCCGCUGCUGGACGAUGCAAAGGUCAAAGAUGAGCCGGACUCUCCCCCUGUGGCCCUGGGCAUGGUGGACCGCUCGAGAAUCUUGCUGUGCUUCCUCACCUUCCUGUGCCUGUCCUUCAACCCCCUGACGGUCCUGCUGCGCUGGGGCGGGGCCAGCGACUCAGAGCAGCACCCCUACUCGGGCUCCGGACGCAGCAUCCUGUCGCUGGAGGCAGGUUCCGGGGGCUGGUUCGACUGGAUGUUGCCGACGCUGCUCCUGUGGCUGGUGAAUGGGGUGAUCGUCCUGAGCGUCUUUGUGAAGCUGCUGGUUCACGGGGAGCCCGUGAUCCGGCCACACUCGCGCUCCUCCGUCGCCUUCUGGAGGCACCGGAAGCAGGCGGACCUGGACCUCGCCAGGGGGGACUUCGCGGCAGCCGCUGCCAACCUGCAGACGUGCCUGUCGGUGCUGGGCCGUGCCCUGCCUGCGUCCCGCCUGGACCUGGCCUGCAGCCUCUCCUGGAACGUGAUCCGCUACAGCCUGCAGAAGCUGCGGCUGGUGCGCUGGCUGCUCAAGAAGGUGGUCCAGCGCUGGCGGGCCACGCCGGCCACGGCCGCCGGCUUUGAGGACGAAGCCAAGACCAGCGCCCGCGACGCCGCCCUGGCCUACCACAGGCUGCACCAGCUGCACAUCACAGGAAAGCUUCCGGCCGGCUCGGCCUGUUCCGACGUGCACAUGGCCCUGUGCGCCGUGAACCUGGCCGAGUGCGCCGAGGAGAAGAUCCCCCCCAGCACGCUGGUCGAGAUCCACCUGGCCGCCGCCAUGGGCCUGCAGACGCGCUGCGGCGGCAAGCUGGGCUUCCUGGCGAGCUACUUCCUGAGCCGCGCCCAGAGCCUGUGCGGGCCAGAGCGCAGCGCCGUGCCCGACUCCCUGCGCUGGCUCUGCCACCCCCUGGGCCAGAAGUUCUUCACGGAGCGCAGCUGGUCGGCCAAGGCGGCCGCCAAGGAGAGCCUGUACUGCACCCAGAGGAACCCAGCCGAUCCCAUCGCCCAGGUGCACCAGGCCUUUUGCAGGAACCUUCUCGAGCAAGCUGUGGAGUCUCUGGUGAAGCCUCAGGCCAAGAAGAAGGCCGGAGACCAGGAGGAAGAGAGCUGCGAGUUCUCCAGUGCUCUGGAGUACCUGAAGCUGCUUCAUUCUGUCGUGGACUCCGUGGAGGCUGUGAGCGCCCCCUUCUCCAGCAGCUCCGUGCUCAAGUCUGCCCUGGGCCCAGACCUCGUCUGCCGGUGGUGGGUGUCUGCCAUCACCAUGGCCAUCCGCUGGCUCCAGGGAGACGACGCGGCCGUGCGCACCCAUUUCACGGAAGUGGAGCGCGUCCCCAAGGCCCUGGAAGUGGCUGAGAGCGCCCUGGUGAGGGCCGUGCUGCACACGUGCAGAGCCAUGCACGCCUCCCUGCCCGGGAAGGCCGACGGGCAGCUCAGCGCCCUGGGCCACUGCGAGCGGGCCAGCGGCCACCUGUGGAGCAGCCUCAACGUCACCGGCACGUCCUGCGACCCCACUCUCAAUCACGUGGUCCAGCUGCUGACCUGUGACCUGCUGCUGUCCCUGCGGACAGCGCUCUGGCAGAAGCAGGCGGGAGCCAGCCAGGCCCUGGGCGACACCCACCACGCGUCGGGCACCCAGCUGGCCGGCUUCCAGCGGGACCUGGGCAGCCUGCGCCGGCUGGCACACAACUUCCGUCCAGCCUACCGAAAGGUGUUCCUGCACGAGGCCACGGUGCGUCUGAUGGCGGGCGCCAGCCCCACACGUACCCACCAGCUGCUGGAACACAGCCUGCGGCGGCGCACGGCCCCGAGCACCAAGCACGGCGAGGCGGACGCCUGGCCCGGCCAGCGCGAGCGGGCCACCGCCAUCCUGCUGGCCUGCCGCCACCUGCCCCUGUCCUUCCUCUCGUCCCCGGGCCAGCGCGCCGUGCUGCUGGCCGAGGCCGCCCGCACCCUGGAGAAGGUGGGCGACCGGCGCUCCGGAGACUGCCAGCAGCUGAUCGUCAGGCUGGGCGGUGGCACAGCCAUCGCCGCCUCCUGACCCCCGGGCCGCCCCGCCUGCUCCGUCUCCCUCC
Sorex fumeus (smoky shrew) is the source of this 3611-nucleotide messenger RNA. It is a transcript of the gene SREBF2, whose product is annotated as sterol regulatory element binding transcription factor 2. Gene Ontology annotation, molecular function: DNA-binding transcription factor activity, RNA polymerase II-specific; RNA polymerase II cis-regulatory region sequence-specific DNA binding; protein dimerization activity. The record is from RefSeq and is a predicted model, not a curated record. Gene Ontology annotation, cellular component: nucleus. The transcript is spliced from 19 exons. Bases 161 to 3577 code for a protein of 1138 amino acids. Lineage: Eukaryota; Metazoa; Chordata; Mammalia; Eulipotyphla; Soricidae. Gene Ontology annotation, biological process: positive regulation of cholesterol storage; positive regulation of transcription by RNA polymerase II.